Molecule: messenger RNA, 1521 nt
Organism: Physella acuta
Lineage: Eukaryota; Metazoa; Mollusca; Gastropoda; Physidae
Source: RefSeq, a predicted model, not a curated record
GUGGAGAAGAUUUUAAGGCACGGCUUGUCUGCCAACAUUGAGGAUUCACAAGGCCUGAGUCCACUGUGCUAUGAGCUACUGAUGUUGUUGAAGGCCCCCUCCCUGGAACCAGAACUGGAAGCCAAGAGACUUUUAACAGCCAAAGCUUUAAUUUGUGGGGGAGCAGUCUUCGAGAUUCGUGAACAAUACAAUUCAAGCUUAACAAGAAGAUUAGGGGUCCACACGUACGCUCCAAACUUCAACAACCUGAUUCAGCUGUUCAGAGACGUGUGCCCGGUCAUACCCCGACCUUGCCUUGAGCGCUGGCACCAGCACAUCAGGCAGAUUGGAAUGAUGGAGAACACAGCAGCGCUGCAGAAAGAACUCGAGGCCUUUAACUCCAGGGUCCCCAGUCUCCUGCAGAUCAGCAAGCUAUGCCUGAGGCAGUGUCUCGGGGGGCAUGUAUGGUGCUACACCAAAUGUCUACCCUUGCCGGAUAAGAUAAAAGAUUAUAUAUGUAGCGUGUGAAGAUGUAAAUUUAAAAAAAAAAAUCUUAUGCCAAUUAUUAUUUUAAUAGACAAAGAAGCCAUUGUAACACAUGAUGUAUUAAUGAGCUGUCGACUAGUCGUAGCAGUAUAAAAAUAUUUGUCUUUGUGGCAGUCUACACAUGUACUUACUUCAGCUGUUUUACUGUAACAGCAAUAUAAACCAACCCUGUUGUCUUGUGUUUUUAUGGCCAAAUUAUUCUCAUCCACUUUUGUGUAUUUUUUUUUUCCCCAGCCAAUGUUAAUCAUCCCUGUUUUCUACAAACAGUGCUUUAAACACAACCGGUACUUUGUACAUUACAUUUAAAUGUAGGCCUUUUUAUUACUAUAAUGUAUUUUCACAUACCAAUUUUGGUAAAAGAAAAACCUCAUCCAUGAAUUCCCUCAAUUAAAUGCCAACAAAAAGUUGUCCAUCUUUACUUCGGGUGUAAAAUAACCCAAGAUUCUAUGCCAAAGUUUAUAUUAGUUUAGCAAUUUGGUCUGUUAAAUAACACUCGUCCCCGAAAAGGCUCAUUAUGGAUGACGCAGAAUAAUCAACAAUUAUUUUUGGCCAAGGCAAAUGAAAGUUGUACACUACUUAGAUUCAUGUACUAACAUCACUUAUGUGUGAAUGGUGUAAAAUCUUGUAAAGGAAAUGCCAGAAAUGUAAAUACUGUAUGUACAUAAGCAGUUUUUAAUCUCAAGUUGUAGUUAAUUAAUGGGAGGUCACCUUGGACUAUUGGUAGAACUCAUACUUGGGCUAUUGGUAGAAUUAAUACUUGGGCUAUUGGUAGAACUCAUACAUGGACUAUUCAUAGAACUCAUACAUGGGCUAUUGGUAGAACUCAUACAUGGGCUAUUGGUAGAACUUAUACUUGGGCUAUUGGUAGAACUCAUACAUGGACUAUUGGUAGAACUUAUACAUGGGCUAUUGGUAGAACUUAUACAUGGGCUAUUGGUAGAACUCAUACAUGGACUAUUCAUAGAACUCAUACAUGGGCUAUUGGUAGAACUCAUA